UGCUUCAAUUUUUUUCAGACAUCUUGAUUUCUAGCUGAUAUUCUUCAUAAUCUCUGAUAAGAAACAAUAGCUAUUCUUUUUUUUUAAUUUUGGUUUAAUUAUUCAAUAUUUUGUAUUUGCUUUUCACAUUUCAGUGGUUUUCAGGAAGCAGAGUUAACUAAAUGUGUAUUUUGUCUCUCAACUUUAUCUCACAAAUUUUAAUCUAUUUUAAUUUUAUUUUAGGUAACGUAUGUCAACAGACAAACAAAUGGAAAGACGAAAUCACUCAAUGGUGUCUAAGUUUAUUUUGCUGGGACUCACAGAGUCUCAUGAGUUACAAAUUUUCUUUUUCUUAUUUUUUUCCAUUAUUUACAUAGCCAUCGUGUUAGCCAACCUCACCAUUAUCUUUGUAGUGAAACUGGACCCUCAAUUGCACUCUCCCAUGUACUUUCUACUGGCCAAUCUCUCCUUUAUUGACAUGUCCCUGGCCUCGUUUGCUACUCCCAAGAUGAUCUUUGACUUUCUUAGUGAAUGUAAGUCCAUCUCUUAUGAAGGCUGCAUGACCCAGAUGUUUUUCCUUCACCUUUUAGGUGGAAGUGAGAUGAUGUUGCUUGUAGCCAUGGCAAUUGAUAGAUAUGUUGCCAUUUGCAAACCCCUCCGUUACAAAACUAUCAUGAGCCAUAGUGCUUGCAUCAGGCUUGCACUUCUCUCCUGGACCACCGGUUUUAUGCACACCUUGAGCCAAAUGAUUUUCACAGUGACCUUGCCAUUCUGUGGCCCCAAUGUCGUGGACAGUUUCUUUUGUGAUCUUCCUCAGGUCAUCAAACUUGCCUGCACUGAUACUUACAUCUUCGAACUGUUGGUCAUUGCAGACAGUGGAGUACUCUCUUUGUUCUGUUUCAACUUUCUGCUCAUUUCCUAUAGCAUCAUCCUGUUUAAAGUCCAGCAUCGCUCCUCCAGUGGGUCUUCCAAGGCUUUGUCAACUCUUUCAGCCCACAUCACAGUAGUGGUACUGUUCUUUGGACCUUGUAUCUUUAUCUAUGUGCAGCCAUUCAGCAGUAUUUCUAUAGAUAAGAUUCUCUCUGUGUUUUAUACAAUUUUUACACCCCUUUUAAAUCCAGUCAUCUACACAUUAAGAAAUAAAGACAUGAAGAAAGCAAUUAAAAAAAUAAAGACCAAGCGUGUGAGUUCCAGAUCAACCUUUUAACUGAGAUAUUAUAAUCGUCAAAGAUGAUGUCAUCAUCAUUAUCUCUGUCAAAAGCCAUUAAAGUGUAGGGUUUUGUACUAAACAACAUGUCAUACUUUGGUAAAUUAUAACUCUUCCCUACACAAGCAUAUAUGCAAUAAAACACCUUGAAU
Molecule: messenger RNA, 1338 nt
Organism: Loxodonta africana (African savanna elephant)
Lineage: Eukaryota; Metazoa; Chordata; Mammalia; Proboscidea; Elephantidae
Product: olfactory receptor 4K13-like
Exons: 1
Coding region: 230-1186 (318 amino acids)
Biological process (GO): G protein-coupled receptor signaling pathway
Cellular component (GO): plasma membrane
Molecular function (GO): olfactory receptor activity; G protein-coupled receptor activity
Source: RefSeq, a predicted model, not a curated record